Ylistrum balloti is the source of this 549-nucleotide messenger RNA. RefSeq lists its product as uncharacterized. NCBI's taxonomy places the organism in Eukaryota, Metazoa, Mollusca, Bivalvia, Pectinida, Pectinidae. The transcript has a single exon. The coding region runs from base 1 to 549 and encodes 182 amino acids. The record is from RefSeq and is a predicted model, not a curated record.
AUGAGUAAUAUCCUCGGGUCUACUUGGCCGAUCCGAAAACCAUUACGGGGAACGCGCACGCGAUCACUUCGAAAAAGACUUUCGCUGUCAGGGAAAUCCACAAUUAUUGACAAGAUCCCGGAUGGAAAGAUAAAUUUUAAAGAAUGUAUUCACGCUGAACAGCUGUCACCAAAAGCCACUCGGAUAAAGCUUUCACCACUUCCGCCGUCUUAUCCAAAGUCUCCCGACUUACAAAUAAAAAGGAUGAAACGUUUACCGGAAAUUAAAAAGUAUACUUCUUCGGACUGUGCAUCUUCAUCGUCAAUCAUCAACAGCAACGACACCAACGUCGACACCGAAACAACAGACACGCAAAGGACUGUAAAAAUAACCUCCGCCCAAAGUGAAUUAAAGGAUAAUAGGCGAGAAAACCUUGAUAUUUCAUGUAAAUACGAAUACAUCAUUUCCACAGAAGUUGACUUUUUAUGUUAUAUUAGUGACGAAAUUGAUAAUGAUUUUCAAGAUGUUGAUUUAGAAAUUGAUCCAAGUACUAUAUCAAUAACAUCUUAG